Messenger RNA from Lindgomyces ingoldianus, 1276 nucleotides. RefSeq names its product ras-domain-containing protein. The record is from RefSeq and is a predicted model, not a curated record. Bases 207 to 896 code for a protein of 229 amino acids. The transcript is spliced from 5 exons. Gene Ontology annotation, cellular component: plasma membrane. NCBI's taxonomy places the organism in Eukaryota, Fungi, Ascomycota, Dothideomycetes, Pleosporales, Lindgomycetaceae. Gene Ontology annotation, molecular function: GTPase activity; GDP binding; GTP binding. Gene Ontology annotation, biological process: signal transduction.
ACCGAACAGCCACCCUGCCACUCGCGUUGACGCUUCGGACUUCGACAGUCGGGUUCUUUUUCUUAUAUUAUUGACGCUGUGCGCUCCGACCCGAACGUUUGGUUGCUGUUGAGCCUGCGCCGAGCUGGACCAGACCCACCGCGUCACAGUACUUCUUCCUACUAGCCAAUCUCCAAGACACGCGCGAGCGCAACAGCGACACCGCCAUGGACGAGAACAACAGAAUCACCAUUACUGUGUGCGGCGACGGCGGCUGCGGCAAAUCGUCCAUCACUUUGCGACUGGUCAGGAGUCAAUGGACACAUGAAUAUGACCCAACGAUAGAGGACUCAUAUUCCGUGACCCGCAACAUCGAUGGCCAGAAUUACUUUCUCAUGCUCACGGACACGGCUGGGCAGGAGGAAUACCGGGGGCUCUGGGCAGCCUCUAACCUGAAAUCCGACGCAUUCCUUCUUGUCUACGAUAUAACAAAUCAUCACUCGCUUGAUGCGCUGGACUUUUUCAUGGAGAUGAUCGACAUGGAGGAAGAGCAGCGAAUGGACGAGGGCAAGGUCCCUCCUGUGAAGAUUGUCGCUGGAAAUAAGUGUGAUCUGCAGGCUGCAAGACAGAUCAAGAGCCCGCAAGGCCUGGAAUGGGCGAGGAAACGAAAGUGUGGCUUUAUGGAGACGAGUGCGCGCGAGAUGGUCAACAUCGAGGAAACCUUUGCGCUUCUCGUUCGCCGUGUAGUAGAAUCGCGUCGCAUAGCCGCUGCAGGUGGUCCAGCAGCCAUCCCUAAUCGCACCGCCGCACUCCCUCCUAUGAACGAGAAGGACACCUCAUCCUCGACUGCCCCGCCCGAGAAAGGCGGUGACGGCCUACCUAAAGAGAGCUUCUGGAAGAAGCUAAAGUGCUGGUAAACCCACCCUACAACGCAAGGAGCACUAUGCUCCACACAAGGAUUUGUAAGACCAGUCGCGUACUAUAUGGUUGUGCGAUGCGGAUGUUGAAUAUUUUAUUGAGCAAGUUCUUGGAUGUCUUUUAUCCUGGCGCUAACUGUAUUACAUGGGGUUGGAGAUGCGGGGUCUUCAAGUCGAAUUCUGGAGUUUUGUUUGUAGUACCACUACUAAGAGGUCGACCGCCUAGGCAUUGGAUGGAGAUCAUCACGGUGUAUUAGUAUCCUGGAGCGUCUGUUUUCAUACACGGUCUUCUUGUAUAUCCACCAUUCGGGCAUGUUUCUUUUUUUUUUAAGCUUCGGCUUAGCUUCACAGCGUCUUGUAAUGUAUAUUCAAAAAAUCAC